CUGUCUGGUGUGCGUGUUCAUGUGAUGCGUGACACCGGCGGUCCCGAAGGGACUCGACAUCCACAUGAACCAGCCAUGUCUUUCCAUGUGUCCGAUUAACCGUCACGAACUACAGACGAGCCCAAUCCUUAUCGCCUUAGGCGCAAAAGAUGCCUACAGUGACAUCCAUACUUUCUCUGCGUCACCCCACCCUCCCCCCAUCCCGGUCCUGCCCGUCUGUCAGGGUAUCAUCGCUUGACACGUCCGUCUCGUUGUUGUCUGCUUCCUCAGACCGCCGCCGCCUCGCCUCUCCCGCACGCCCACCCCCACCAGCAGCCACGGGCGACAUUUCCUCCUCCGAUGCGAUGGCCUCAUCGCUGUGUCUCGGCUCUCCCUCGGCCAUGUCCGCCUGCUUGUGUGUCUUGCCCUUGGGUCUGCGCUUUCUUCUCUCCGACUUCUUGGGGUGGGCGCGACGACAAUAACGGAUCACUGCACCAGUCCAGUGAAUGAAGAGGGGGAUGUUCGUCGGCGCGCGUCUCUGUAUAUCUAUCUGUGUAUGUGUUGUAGGCUGCAUGGUUACGGUAUUCGGGGUAGGCUUGGUCGGGCUCGUAGACGAUGAACUCGCGAUAUGUCCCCUGCAGAAGACAAAGACAAGAGGACAGCGAAAUGACCGGCCUGGCUUGUCCCUCUCUGCCUGGGCUGGUCUGGUCUAGCUACCUUUGCUGUCUCGCGAUCACCAAGGACGCUGUGGUGCGGACCGCCCUUGACCAGCUGCACACCACACAUGCAGGGACAUUGAACAGAGAUGUGCACAUGCACUGCACUCAUAUGUGCACGUGACUGACCUUGUAGAGCUGCAUGGGGGUCGGUCUGUCCUCGGGCGUCCAGAAAAUGUGACCGAGACACACGCGACAUAGCAGCAUUGAAUACACAGGGGGGUCGGCCUCAUUGGCUGUGGCGGCACUGGUGGUGUCUCUGUCUGUGCUGGUGGCUGGUGCUGCUGUGGUGGAUGUGUAUUCGUCUCCUUUGGACGAGCAUUCAGUGAAAUAAAUACCCUUGCCGUACAGCGUCCCCGCCCCAGUGCCAGCGAGCUUGAUCUGACACAACAAGACGACGCACCCAAAAGUAUGUGAAGAUCUUGCUCGUGUAAACAAUGUUUGUGUGGGGGUGUGCGACGGACCGACUGUCCAUACCAUGAAGCCGCUGUCUGCGAUGGCCUCUGCAGCUUCCAUGGAGGUGCCGUGGAAGAGAUACGUCUCGUUGACCUCGGGCACCAACGAAUGGGUCGUUGACUGCAGACAGACAGGUCGACAUGCAGAAAAUCAGGCAUGAAUCAAUCAAUCAAAUCAGGCAAGUGUGUGCAACACUCACAGGGUUGACAUGUUGCCAGGCGGCCAUGGUGCGGAUGUUGGACAUCUGCAGUGCAGUGCAGUGCAAUGGUGCACACACAUGCACUGUACGUGGCCGGCCUGACUGACUGGCAUUCGGACAACACCGGCCCACUAGCUUACUUUAUAGAGCUCAUCCUCCAGGGUGCGGACCUCGCGCAGCAUCUAAUGACGGACGGACACAGUACAGUCAGUACACAUGACCGUCGGGUCGGGGAUGGACCGACCGAUCGACGUCUGUGUGUUUGCUGGUCUGCCCUUAUCACCUCGUAUCUCUUGACGCAGUACUCCGUCCACAGCCGGGGGUUUUCGAUGCGGUGGACGCUCGUCACCUGUCCACUCCACAACAAAAGAUUGUUAACACACGCUUGCGCCGCGCCCUGCCGAUCGAGUGAAUGCCUCCCGCCCAUAUACCUUCAGCCACUUGGGCAUUCUGCCCUCCCUGUCUCUUGUGCGUCUAUCGAGGAACGUCUCGUUCAUGAGAUGCUGCACCAACCGACGCUCGCGAUCACCCAACCUGCUCACACACAUGCAUGAUCACGAGCAGCAUGGCUGGCUUGUCUUCUUUGGAUGAUCACAUCUCCCCGAAUGAUUCGCUGACUCGAAUCGUUCAGAUUGCAGGUGCGCCUUUGCCUUAGCGUCUCUUGCAGAGGUGUCGCUGGUUAAUGUUCUCCCUGGCACGUCUGCCUGUCCGGGACGGUCUUUGAGUGGGUUGGUCUCCCAAUACGACGGCAGACGGAGAUAUUUCCGCUCUUUCUGCUCGCGAUGAGUCGUCGCGCCGCUCGUCUGAAGGACAACAAACAUUCACAGAGGCGUGUGUGUGUGUGAGUGUCUCCAUACAUGAUGAUGAUAUGGACUGAAAAGUCUCACGUCAUGGGUCGUGUAUAUCUUGCGAAUCCAUCUCUGUUUCCUCCGCCGGAUGAACCACAGCCGCACCAGCACACCGAUGACCAGCAGCACAGUGGUGGGGACACUCGCGUAGAUGACCAGCAGCACUACGUUGUUGCCGGACUUGGACGACUCGGCACACUUGCCAGACAGCUGCGGGCGACACAAACAUCCAUCGGCAGAAAGCAUCAGUCAGUCAGUCAGUAUACUUGUCGACAGUAUACUUGUCUGUCGACACACUGCCUGCCAGUGGGUGCGGUGUGUCUCACAAUGACGAGCUGCCCAUGAACAUUCCGCCACACAGGUCCCAACGGGGGCAGCGACGUGUCGAGGGGCGUCCAGAGGGCCGUCUGUCUCGCUACCGAGCCAGAUCCGCUGACGAUGACUCGCCACACCCCUGCACACACACGCAAAGGUCGAGAUGACAUUCAUCUUGAUGCGGACAUGCACUGCACACCUGUGUAUGAGUAGGUCCACUCGAUGCGGACGGCGGCUCUGUCCUUGUGUGUCCACUGUGGUUUGCCCUCGAUGUCUGGCGCGGCCCGCCGAUAGUCCCCGCCCACCUGCCCUAAGGUGAUGAAGCCAGCUGUAGUCCCCUCGGUGACUAUCGAUGACGCGAGCUGUACUGACGGGUCGGCUGAGGCGACCUUCAGAGCUACAGCCUCACAAUCUGGGGGGAUAUAGAGGAAAGACAGAGGCAGCUGGACCAGUGUCGAUUGGUGAGCGGUCUGCUGAUCUGAGCUGACCUCCAAAGGCUGCGCCCCGAGAUAUCCCAUCCAGAUCUGGUUGACAAAGACAGAGACGCUGACAAACAUGUGCACGUCCGUUGACGUGUCAGUGAAUGGCUCAAUCAAGUUGUGCACCUUGAUCCCAUGUUGGCUCAUCCUCGCUCGUCUCGUAGCUGUCUUUGAUGCCCAUGCCGUACAGCUGGCCCCUAACAACAACCUCCACCCGCCACCCCGUGCCCACACCAGCCGACAAUCCAGCACUCGGAUGGCUCACAGACACCAGCAGCCCAUAUCUGCCCUCUGCCAGCCCCUGUGAGGGGUCCAGCGUCACCGUCAGCACCGUGCUGCCGAUGGCGUCAGGCUGGCACGUGCUGGACGGAGGCCAAGUGGUGAGUGGCAAGCCUGUGGGCAGGGACAGUGAUAUGGGUUCGCUGCAGUCGAUCUGGACGGCGAUUGGCGGCCGAAGCGUGAUGGACGAUGGGAGAGACACCGGCACGGCCCGUGUGAUAUCGAAUGUGAUUGACGCUUUGGUGGAGGUGCUUGUUGCGCGACUCGUCGGGACCACCUGAUGGUACCAUCCAAACAGCAUGGUUUCAUGGACAGACGCAUCAAGGGACUUGAUUCACUUGCUUACAGUGAUUGGGAGCAUUUCCUGGUCGCUCGAGAGGAGAGAAUACCCCUGUGCGCUGAAGGUCGCGGCCACCAGCUGAGAGCUGAGCAUAAUACUCGAGACAUCAGUCGCGCUCUGCCCGUCGCUGUUGUACAGCUCCAUUGUCCACCCUGCCGUGUUGGCCGCACUCGGCUGCCGCACAUCCACGUGAAUCACAUACACCUGGACAAUGAAUGGCAUACAGGGAAGGACGGCCAAAUCGUCGUCGAUCGGUUGCAGCUGAGCUGGUCAAAUCCACCUGACCUGUCCAUUGGUGAGCGCAGCCAGUGACUGUGUGAGGCCCUUGAGCACAAUUGUACCGCCAAUCGCUUCGGUGGUGCACCUGUAGAGCGGCAUGGGGCGGGGGGUGGGCACAAGGGCCGAGGGGGCCGACAGCUGCUGCGGCGGGUCGGCGUUGAUGCACGCCUGGCGCGAUGCAAACCUGCAGGUGGUCACGCCCUCGGGACAAAGCAAGAUGAACACAGCGGUUACGUCGUCUGCACCUGCACCGAUGAAAGAGACAACACACAAUCUCUCCAUCCAUCCAUCCGUCCAUCCACAUCGUCUGUGUGCGGUGCUUCUCACCAUUCUGUGCGCGCCUCCUCUUUCCCAGCCUUCCUGUAUGGCCACUACCACCAGACAGCCGUCGAGAUGGCGGCCUUGUAGCAGAGACAGUUGGACGCCAGAAGAUGGACACGGCACUUUCUUCCCCCACGAUAGGUGUGCUGCUGUCUACAAGCACAGGCAGCUGCCCCACAUCAGCGAGAGGGCUGCUGACGUCAGCACUCUGAUGCGUCAGCUGCCACGCACCCGAACUCAUGGCCUCAACAGUCAAACGCCACCUCCUGCCGCCUGAUAGACGUCGCGGGUUCGUAAUUUGGAAGCUGAAUGACCGCCAUGACGACGUCCCGAGGACAGGGUACAAGCCACUGGUGCUGUCGCCGGCGAGGGGGGGAAGGUCGACAGAGAAGGGCACGAAGGAUAUGGCUGCCGAAUUGUCCUGCUCUGUGUGUUCGGCCGCGCACGAUGAGACGGCGAGUGAGGUGACACUCGGAGGCAGCGACGCGCCUUCAUUUGACAAAUCAUUUGCCAACCUCAGCAGGUCUUCAGCCGGAGGCCCUUCACCCGCCGCUCGACAGUCUUCGUCGACAGAGUAUUCAUAGUGGGAGGAUGGCAGCCCUAGAGACGCCUCGCGUGACGGCGCAACACCUGGUGGCGGGGUGAGUGUGACUCUCAGCGCCACGCCGUGUGUCUCGACUGCCGCUUGAGGGAGAUAGAUGGGAUGAGACAGGCGGAAGACAACCGUGACCGUGGAUGAGGUCUCUGGCGCCGUGGAAUUGCCCAUGAUGACUGUAUCGAGCAGCACUGACGACACACAACACACAGACGAAUAAGUGGGACAGUUUGGUCGACCUUUGCGGUCAUCACUUCCAAUGAGCGGUGGGUCUGUGAGGGCGCGAUCGUUCGUGGUCAGAUCUUCAAACGCGGAAGACCUGAGCUGCACACAUCACAUAUCAGUGCACCUUAACGUACACACAUCACACCUCUCUCUGUGUCCCCGCGCCCACCCAUCCACCUUGUUUCAAUCAGCCAAAGGGGUGCACUGCCCUUGGCAGCGAAGGCAGGGUUCUGCACUGUCAAACGGAACCUUGCUGAGGUGUUGGCUGGCAAAGCGCCUUUUGUCUGCGUCAGGAUGGUGGUGUCGCUGCAGAGGUCUGUAUCGAAUAUGCCAGCACACGAACCGCUGCCAGCUGGGAAACCUGCGAGGGGCGUGAAGGAUGCUGCGUCGAUCUUGUACCCGGACGGCGACGCGACAGCCAGCCUGCGGAGGACAUGGUACCAGGUACACAAGAGACUUCGUUUCCUCUUCCGCCUUUAUUGUGGUUGUGGUGUCUCACCACUCGUGGGCGCCGAUGUCAUGUGACGAAGUCACCUCAAACGUCACCGUGUUGGCGAGGGCUGCAUACCUCCCAUCGCUCCGAGCAACAAUCCGCGUGUCCAGCAGGGCCAAUACAGGGAAUGCCUCCGUGUCGGUGACGCCCCCUACCUCUCCCUGGUUGGCGCCGCCAUACGCUCGGACCGUCCACACACUCUGCCGCAUUGGCGCCGAGGGGUGGGUCAAGCCCUCCAUCAGGAUCACCACAGGGACGAGAUAUGGCACCACUGGCGUGAGGGACAGCCGCAAGGCAUCUGUGCCCCUCGACAACACCGAGAUGGUCGUGUCCACGGUGCCGCUCUUCAGCUGGGCCGCUGAGAGGUCAAAUGAAGGCGCAAUCACCUCCACCUCCGCCACGUUGUCAGGACAGAAGGCAAUCGACAAUUUCGCCGACAGAGCCGACCCCACAGUCCGCUGAGCAGAGGUCCGCUCGACAGAGGGAUAAACAGACCAUGCAGGCACCGUCCCUCUCGCCGUGAUGAGGUCCAGCCUCUCAUAGUCGGGCGCCAGCACCGCUUGGAAUCUGUCCUGUGUCGACGGCCGAAUGAGGGGCGUCCUGGGGUUUUGCACGCACACCCUUGCUGCAAAAGAGGUCAGGGGCACGUAUGAGGGGUCGUUCUGGUCGUGGUAGAUGGACAGCGUGUUGCUCUGGCACGUGACAUCAAAGGCGGGGUAGUCCGACACGAAGCACAGACACUCCGAUGUGGCAGACGAGCCCCGGUCCAUUCCAUUCGGAAAGACAAAGCCGCUGGGCGCUUGCAGCUGGAACACACCAAUAAAGAGGUCGUCGAUGCUGACAGAGAGGCCGACCUCGAUGCAGCUGCCGGCCGGGGAGGUGCUGAGGGGAGACGGCGUCACCGUGAGAUCAAUCUUGCUCUGGCACGACGCGGGGCGUGGAUGGAUCAGCAACAGCGGGGCAACCAGCACCAGGUGAAAGAUUUCAGACAUUCGUGGCCCUCCCAUGCCCAUUCUCGAGUGGCUCCGGGCUGGCUGGGCGGCCGGAUGAGCGAAUUAGGCCGACGAGCACUCCACAGGGCCAAAGCGCUCCCUUGCGUCCCAACGAUGCCUCUCCGCACUUCCGGACCUCUUCUUCCC
This is a messenger RNA of Vitrella brassicaformis, 6663 nucleotides long. Lineage: Eukaryota; Vitrellaceae. The record is from the annotation of a GenBank genome assembly.